AUGAACAGCCAAAAAGUCGGUAUUCUUGGUGGUGGCCAAUUGGGCCGUAUGAUGGUCGAAGCAGCAUCACGAUUAAACCUUCAGGUGACUAUUCUUGACGCACCUGUCGACGCACCUGCCAAACAGAUCGAAUCCACACAAGCACACAUUCACGGCGCAUUCAACGACGCCGAAAAGAUCAGAGAGUUGGCUUCCAAAGUAGAUGUUCUUACUGUUGAAAUCGAACAUGUGGAUGCUGAUGUAUUAGCUGAGAUCGAAAGAGAAGGUAAAGUGCGAGUAUGUCCAUCUGCUUUUACAGUCAAGACGAUCCAAGACAAGUACAACCAAAAGAAGCAUCUUCAGUCCCACGGUAUUCCAGUUGCUGACUAUGUCGAAACGGCCGAUGCUCAAGCUGUCAAGGCAGCAGGUGACAAGUUUGGUUACCCCCUGAUGCUGAAAUCAAAGACAAUGGCUUAUGAUGGAAAGGGUAAUUAUGCCGUCAAGAGCGAGUCAGAUAUUGAAGCUGCUGUCAAGGCUUUAUCAAAGACCCCUCUCUAUGCCGAAAAAUGGGCUCCCUUUGUCAAGGAAUUGGCCGUCAUGGUCGUCCGUCGUGCCAAUGGUGAGGUUCGCUCUUACCCUGUUGUCGAGACGAUUCAUAAGAACAGCAUAUGUCACCUUGUGAUCGCCCCUGCCCAGAUAAGCGGAGAUGUUGCCAAGAAGGCACAAUUGAUUGCCGAAAAUGCCAUCAAGACCUUCCCCGGCGCUGGUAUCUUUGGUGUCGAAAUGUUCUUGUUGGAAAAUGGUGAGAUUCUUUUGAACGAAAUUGCCCCUCGUCCUCACAACUCGGGCCACUAUACCAUCGAGGCCUGUGAGACCUCACAAUUUGAAAACCAUAUGCGUGCCAUCCUUGACAUGCCCUUGGGCUCUACUACCAUGAAGGUUCCUGCUUCCAUCAUGGUCAAUAUUUUGGGAUCUAGCUCUGAUAUGGAAGAAUGCUACAAGCCAUGUCAUGCUGCCUUGUUGGCUGAUGGUGCUACUAUUCACUUGUAUGGUAAAAAGGAAUGCAGAGCUGGUCGUAAGAUGGGACAUAUCACUCUCGUAGGCGAGUCAAUGAUGCAAGUACAAGCCAACCUGAAGCCUAUUCUCCAAGCAAUUGAACCUGAUGUUGAGCGCCCAUUAAGUUUGAGGCCUCUGGUAGGCAUCAUCAUGGGCUCAGACUCUGAUUUGCCUGUGAUGAAGGUAGGUGCUCAAAUCCUCAAGGACUUUGGUAUUCCAUUUGAACUUUCUAUUGUCUCUGCUCAUCGUACACCAUUACGUAUGGUUGAAUAUGCCAAAUCUGCUGCAGAACGUGGAUUGAUGGCGAUCAUUGCCGGUGCUGGUGGUGCUGCACAUUUACCUGGUAUGGUUGCCGCCAUGACAUCGUUACCUGUUAUUGGUGUACCUGUGAAGGGAAGUUCUCUUGAUGGUGUUGAUUCUCUCUAUAGUAUUGUACAAAUGCCUCGUGGUAUUCCUGUUGCUACAGUAGCCAUUAAUAACAGUACGAAUGCAGCAUUACUUGCUAUUCGUAUCUUGGGUGCAUCUAUUCCUUCGAUACAAAAGAAGAUGGAUGAAUAUUUAAACAAGAUGGAAAAUGAAGUGAUGCAAAAAGUAGAUAGAUUAGAUAAAGUCGGUUGGGAUGCCUAUUAG
This is a messenger RNA of Rhizopus microsporus ATCC 52813, 1665 nucleotides long. RefSeq names its product phosphoribosylaminoimidazole carboxylase. NCBI's taxonomy places the organism in Eukaryota, Fungi, Mucoromycota, Mucoromycetes, Mucorales, Rhizopodaceae. Bases 1 to 1665 code for a protein of 554 amino acids. The transcript is spliced from 4 exons. Gene Ontology annotation, molecular function: metal ion binding; ATP binding; phosphoribosylaminoimidazole carboxylase activity. Gene Ontology annotation, biological process: 'de novo' IMP biosynthetic process. The record is from RefSeq and is a predicted model, not a curated record.